AUGAAGGACCAGCACUGCCCUGUGCCACUGGCCAAUGAACGACUGGAAGUGCUGCAGGCCUUCGAUAGAACCGUUGCGAAGGACAACUCAUUAGCUGUUGGCUUCUUUCAGAGAGGGUUUGUCCACCUGCAGCUGGAAAUGUAUGAAGCAGCUCUCUCUGACUAUCAUAUGGCCUUCAGUCAUCUGAGAAAGAAUCCCUUCAUUGAUUACAAGCAGCUGGGGCUGAGGUACAUACUCUAUGCAUGGGAGGUGCUGUACAGCCUGGCAGCAGCGCAGUGCCGCCUGCAGCAGUGGCAGGAGGCCAGAGCCACCCUGGACAAGGCUGUUGUGUGGAGACCUGAGGGAAGAACAGCCAUCCUGGACAUGGCCCUGGAGCGCGUCAAGAACCGCCUGUUCUUAGAGCCUAUGCAGGUUCCUCUUGGGGAAUUUUUCAGACCACGAAAGAAGGAAGUUGAACAGCUGGACUCAAAAGAUUUCCUGGGUAAACCCAAGGUGAUCUCGUCCAUCAUUCCCAAUGAUGAAUACUUUGGCUUCGAGCCUCUCAGGCCUCAGAAACAGGGCUUUUAUGAACCCAGCGCUGAUGCUCUGCAAGACAGUGAGUCAGGCUACUGUCGAGUUGUGUCCCACUAUUGCCCUGAGGACUUGGAGAAUUUGGCAGUGAAAGCCAAGAGCUUGGUCUUUGUGCUGGCGCGAGGAGCAGACGGUUGGGCUACAGCCAUAUAUGAUGGACAGAAGCUGCGAAUACCCUGCUCUCUCCUGGAGCCUGCCUCAAAGAUGGAUAAAUGGAAGAUCAGUGAUGGGAUUCCCCUCCCUCCUGCCCAGGUGCCUCCCAGCCGACUCCAUGUGAAGCAGAUACCAGAAUCUCCUGAGGGAAAAAAUGCCUCUGCAAAUGAUGCUGGUGCCCAAACAGACUUCAAGAGCCCCCUUUCAGGUAUUCAGGUGCCCCCAGGCGCGGGCAGCCCCGUGGUGCUGCGGGUUUGCUGCGAGGCCAGGCUGGUGCUGCGGGAGGCACCGACCCUGCCCGAGCUGCGGGCGCUGCUGCGGGAGCGCCUGGCCUGGCAGGCAGAGCGGGGGAGGCUGAGCUACAGGCGUUCGGAUGGCAAAGAGCUGGGUGCAGUUUCAGGAGAGGAGGAUCUGGGGAAGAUGUGGCAGCAGCUGACAGAUGGCAGGCUGACACUCUGCUGCCAGGACUCAGACUCCCACUCGGGCAGACCCGUCCUGUACCGGAUGCUGGCUCAGCACUCCUACCCCGCGCAGGGACCGGGGGACCUCGCGUUCAGCAAGGGAGACCUGCUGGACAUCCUCUCUGAAGGUAGUUCUCCAGGCCUGUCUGCAGGCUUAUGCUGGGCUGGGCUUUUGGAGGGCCUGGGGAACAGAUGGCCUCUCCUGCGCUGUCUCAGGAGGUACUUGGAGAUCUCAGGACAUGUCAUCUUCAACAUCUUUACAGACAUGAUCCAACCAGAUCACCUGAGCAAUGGAAACUAG
Molecule: messenger RNA, 1485 nt
Organism: Chaetura pelagica (chimney swift)
Lineage: Eukaryota; Metazoa; Chordata; Aves; Apodiformes; Apodidae
Product: NADPH oxidase activator 1-like
Exons: 16
Coding region: 1-1485 (494 amino acids)
Biological process (GO): superoxide anion generation
Molecular function (GO): protein binding; superoxide-generating NADPH oxidase activator activity
Source: RefSeq, a predicted model, not a curated record